Messenger RNA from Liolophura sinensis, 5970 nucleotides. RefSeq names its product autophagy-related protein 13-like. The coding region runs from base 203 to 1612 and encodes 469 amino acids. The transcript has 5 exons. NCBI's taxonomy places the organism in Eukaryota, Metazoa, Mollusca, Polyplacophora, Chitonida, Chitonidae. Gene Ontology annotation, cellular component: cytosol; phagophore assembly site; Atg1/ULK1 kinase complex. The record is from RefSeq and is a predicted model, not a curated record. Gene Ontology annotation, biological process: protein localization to phagophore assembly site; piecemeal microautophagy of the nucleus; autophagosome assembly.
UCAUCCCAGUCUCUAGAUCUCGACGGAGAAAAGAAAAUGUGACAAUGACAGAUUUUUCAAAGCUAGAUAAACUGACGAGACUAUGAAAACAGACAGGGAUAGAUGACUGUCAACAUGUAAUAUCAAACCGAUUGACCCAUUCGGCUACUGAGUUGUAAUCUGUUGCUCAUUCUUUUAUUUUGACAAAACGUAAACAAACAAAAUGGCAGCUGGGAAGCUUAGCGCUCAGGACAGAAAAGACUUGGAUCGUUUCACCAAGUUUCUCAUUUACAAAAGUUUACAAAUCAUUGUACAGUCAAGGCUUGGAGAAAAGGUGAAGACGACAUCAAAGCCAAUUUCCUCUGGAGCCGACUGGUUCAAUGUUGCCAUUGUGGACAUGGCAGAAGUUCAGGUGGAAGCCAAGAAGGCGUUGUCGGGUCAGGUGCUGAGCAUGGGUCAGUAUGUUUGUCUGGAGACCUCCCUGAAGACAGCAGAGGGUGACACUAUGGUUCUGGAGACAUGGUUUAUUGAGAUGUCAGACCAGAAUGACCCAGGGGCGCGUAUCUCCUACACAGUUUAUAACCGAAUGGGAAUUGCCCUCAAAUCUUUGUACACGGUGGCCAGAGCAACGCCAGCCUAUAAACUCUCACGCAGACAAGGAGCAGAUAACUAUGUUAUAUGUUACCGAGUGUAUUGCACAGAGCCUCAGUUCUUCCAACUGGGAGACGGUUAUCAGACGGCAAAGGUUGGCUGUGUGCCUACUCCAGCCGGGACUAUAACAAUAAAUGUUGCAUAUCGUGUAAAACUUUUAAUAUCUCCUCAGAAAAGUAGCAAAGAAGUUCCAUUUGAUGUGAAAGAUGACCAUUUUAAACCGGACACAAGCCCUAAAAGACCAACCACGCCCAAGCCUUGUCGAUUGGGCUACAGAAGGGAAAGCACUGCUGAGGAGGCAUGUUGUCUUGAUGGACAGGAAGUUUGUUCGACCACCUUUUCCACCAGCCCACCAGAUUUUGCGAGGACAGCGUUCUUGGCCAAUGGUAACAUUCCUCAGUCUCAGCCUAUCCAGAUAAAUAAGCGGCUUCCUAGUGACAGCAGACCAGACGAAUUCAGACCUCAAAGUACUCCAGAAAAGACCCAUUCUUUCCCAAACCUACAAAGAGUGGGCGCAUUUGCCCAGCAGAGGGCUACGCGGGACAUCAGAACAGAUUUAGAAGACGUGCCCUUCUGUAAUCUACUGCAGCAGCAGCCUGGCCGUGUGGAUACCCCACUACAGACAUCAGGGGGCAAACUACAGACGAGCAAGAAGUCCCUGAGUGCAGACAACAUGGACAACAUUGGCACUUCCUCUGGGAGCGCAAGUGGCUCGAAUAAGAGUGCAAGUAGUGUUAGCAUGGCCUCAGCCCCUGAGGACUUUGUCAUGGUGGAACUGAAAACUCCAUUUGCUGGGACAGACACGAACAGUGACUUGAACAAGUUUUACCGGGAGUGUCAGGGUGCUCCAACUCUGACGAUGUUUGAAGAAGAAGGCGAUGUGAAUCAGACAUUGAAUGAGAUAACAGACCAGCUGGCCAGGUUUGAAUCCAGCAUGAAUGACUUUGACCUGUUUGUGUCAUCUCUGCAUGAAUCGGAAUGACAGAGAACAUAAAUAUAUAGUUCAAUUAACUGUGAAUAUCAGCUGCUCCAGGCCUUUGUGUUUAACAUGAGAAAUCUCCAGUGUUAUAGUCAAGGCUCUUUCCCCCGUCAUUAAUAGAGGACAGGUGUAUUGAGGAGCCGAUGCAAAUUGUAAUUAAACAGUAGAGGAAACUUUCCUAUCAUCUGCCAGAGGGAAGGUCUUCCUGUGUAUAUAGAUCACAUUGAUGGUAAUCUAAUGUAUUGUGUGAUAUUGCCCAAAAGGUGUAUUUUGUGUGCAACAUGUGAAAUCUGAGCUCAUCAGGGUACAUGCCCUUUUACUGCCACACAUUUUAGUUUGUUUGGAAAAAUUGUUGGUGUGCCAUAUAUCUUCCACGUAUUUAUCGUGAAUUUUAAACUCUGUUAGAGGUGCCAGCUGAAGUUAUCUUCAGCCGGUUGAUGUUUGAACAGUCACAAAUUUAUGAUCUGUGGCAUGCAGGUUCUGUCCAGUGUCAAGAGUUAAUACAAGGAUAGUACAUUCAGAGAAAAUACUAAAUGAAUUCCUUGGUUGUCAGUGUGCUGUGAAGGACCAAUGAUCACUGUUAAUCCUUUACCCAUCCUAAAACUUUACCUGUUCUAGGUCAGAUGAAAUUUAGACAUCUUCACGUGUAAUUAUGGAGAUAAAAUUAAAAUUGUCUCCUUUGUCCAAAUCUGGGCUUUUCAAAGAUACUGUACUUUUAUUGGCAUAAAUGUAACAAAUUCCUGAAAUGCGAAUGACAAAAGCGCAUGGUUGGAAAUUACGCGUAAAGUAUCUUAAACAUCAAUGGAAUGAGUACAUGUAAGUGCCGUCUGAUCACAUUUAUGACCUCCUAUGAGCCUUAUUAUUACUGAAAUACUUUCUUGAUGUAAGACUUUGUAAAAGUAGACUUUUUGAUAGAGAUACUUUGGUUUCUGUGGGUUUUUUUUUUCUUUCAUGAUAAAGAUUGAUAAUCGAUAGUUGGAUGUCAGGUUGUCAGGGUUAAUUUUCGAAAAUGGUUGAAAUUAUAUCAGAUUUCUUGCUUUGUGAGUAUAUUUGUGGGAGUCAUUUGAGUGGCCUUCAGUUUUCAAAUUCUACUUUAUCUUGAACUUUGACUGUAGAGAAAAACAAGAAAGUGUAUUAAAGACAGUUUUGUUACAUAGAUAUUGGUCAUUAUAAUUAACCACUCUCUGUUUUUUUAUCACAUGUAGAAUUCAAGGUCAGUUACACUAGAGCAUGACUUCUGUCGAUUUUUUCAUGAUUUUGUGUGUUUCCGACUUAUCACAAAUAUUGCUGUCUAUUUUGACCAUAAAUUGUGCAUGUAUUCUGAAUGUACAAAAUUAAAAUUCAGAACACAAAAACUAUUUUUGUAUUGCUUGGUCAAAGCCUAUACAAUAUCUCCGAGAAUAAGUUGUACAUAUAUUGAUGUUGUAGAAAUAUAUAUGUACAGAAAAUGAACUGUCCAGGUAUAGUCAAGUGUUUUUGAAACGCCUCAUUUUUGUUUUGCACAGCUGGAAAUCAUUUGUAAUUGAUAGUUAUCUGGGCUGGAAAUGAAAUGUAUGUCAUAUUACCUGAAUGAUUGGCAUUCACAAUGUACACAAUGCAUACUUGUGCAUAUACGUAUUUCAGGUAUAUGUACUCAGCAACUGUGUAAUACCUCUCGUGUAUGCUUUCAUCAUUGUACUUGUGUAAAAAUGUCUUCCUGCUACAAAAUGCCUCUCACCAAUGUGGUCACUUUGAGUUCAAGUCCAGCUCAUGCUGGCUUCCUCUUCCUCUUGAGUACGGCGUAAAACACCAAUCAAAUAAAUGAAUAUGAUGCUGGCCAGCAUUAUGGUAGGAGCCUGGGGGAAACCCACAACCAUCUGCAAGUUGCUGGAAGACCUUCCCACGUAAAAGCUUGGUAUAGAUUUGAUCAACAAUCAAAUAAUUGAUUAUAAAUAAAGUAUUGGGAAUGUGUCAUCUGGAAUUUUUGAUUUGCACAGAAUGAAAAUUCAUGUUUAUGUGAGUAUGUAAUGUUAUUUUUCACCUGGUAUGUAUAUAUUUAUAUAUAUAAGUAUGCAAGUGUCAUAUGUAAAUUAUUAUUACAGUGUACAUAAUGGUAUAUAUUUAAAAUGUGUACCUGAGAAUUCAAUCAGUAAGAUUGACAAAUAAAUGAUACCUAUAGAAUUUUGUAGUUGCGCUCCAGCAUAUUGAGAAUGGAGUCCCAGAAAAAUCUGUUGUUUCUAUUUUCAGUUUGUUAACAGCGUACAGUUUGUACACUUGUUGAAUGAACACUACUUACAGGCCAAGUUUAUGAUACUGUAUUUGACCUAUAAUUUGGCGUACAAAGUUUGCCUUUAUUGUUCUGAGAGUUCUAGUGAUAUUAGAACUACAGUGUAGCACAGCACCAAAAAUCAUAGCUCAUGACCCUUGCAUGUGAUUUAAAGGCAAAGAACACACUAGCAUGAAAUACAUGUCAGAUGAUAGGCCAUCAAAUAUUGUUUGGGAAAUUAGCUUGAUUUACUGUUUUUGUUUUUUUUCAGAAUAUUUUAUUGACCUAGUGAAAUACAUUUAAAACGUUGGAUUCUACUGUGGUCUUGUCUGACCACAAUGGGAUGAGUGAUAUCACUUUAGCUUUUUGCUACUUGACACACAUAGAUUGCAUCAUUCAGAAUUUAUGCUCAUUUAGAGCUAUGGAUGCAUUCAACAAAUGGACCUUAAAACGACUCAAAAACGUUGCUGUGGCAUAACUGAUACCCUCUGGGUCCAACCAACCACCAUGGAACCCUAUGUUUUAAAUGCAUUUUUUGUUGGUUGGAAAAAUUUUUUAAAAAUGAAUCAAGCUGUUUUCCUUGACAUUGUUUAAUGGUCUCUCGUCUGAUAAAUACUUUAUGUUAGUGUUUUCUUUGUGCACUAUUGGGGUGUACCCAGUUUCUUUGUGCCAUUUGUGAGUCACUAUUGUCCUCAUCUGCUAUUGGAGGGUUUGAACUCCUCCUACAACUAGUUACAGGAACUUGACUGUAGUGUCAUUCUGGCAAAAUUACUGAUCAAAGAUUUAUAUUUAUAAUGUUUUUAUUCGUAACCAAAACACAGAAGCCAACUAAAUGCAUUAUAAGUAAAUUGUAGGUUUAUUUCUGUGGUUUGCAACAAAAUACAAGAGAAAUGCAGGGAUUGUUUUGUUUAAUGUAAGGAUAUUUUGUAAUAUUUCUGUCCAUGAUCAGUUCAUUAUGAGUGCCAAUAUAUGCAUGAAUGUGUUAAAUACAUGGUGAUGAAAUGUGGAUAUACUCAUUAGCUACUGGUACAUACAUAUAGCACAAUAUAAACAAUAUAUACAUGUAACACAGUGUCACAUAGUGUUGUCAUAGUAUCAAGUACUACCCAGAAAAUAAACAUACUAUUGAGCCAAUUUUCCCGAGUUCAUGCAGAUUACAAUUGCCUUAUAUUACAUGCAGUUACAUGGAGUUGUGGUCUGUUUAUUAACAGGGCAAAAUCAACAUGUCUUUGGUAGAAUAUACUUGGACAAAUGUGUUAAGUUUGCCAGCAAUGCUACUAACAAGACCUGUCAUGUUUAGUGUUUAGUAGUUGUUUUGCACAUGACUGGUGCCAAAGUCACACAUCACCUACUGGUUUCUUUAUAAAAUCAGCAAAUGUUCUCAUACAUGUUUCAAAUGUAUGUUUAAGUUGAACAAACAGAUACAGUGUUCACACCGUGAAAGAUACAUGUAAGAACACUUUCUGUAUGCUGAUGUCACCUUAUGAAAAAGACCCAUGUUUUAUAAAUACAAGUGCCACACAGCUAACAGGUUAUUGUCAGCCAGGUAGCUUAAUGUUAUUGCUAAUCCUGAAAUACUGACAUCAACAUAAUUAUAUGCACAUGUUCAGGUAUCAGCAGACUGACCAUGCAGACUCAGCAAAUGGAACAAGCUAAUUAUUAUAAGUCCUGGGGCCAGUUUCAGGAAGCUUACUUAGUGUUAAGUUACCCUUAGCUAAACACACUAUAUCUCUGCAACAUACAUAUACGUUGCCAUGGUAAUUAAGGGCUAACUUAGCUUAGUGAGCUUCAUGAACCUGGGCAGGCUUAUCCACCAAUGAUGUAUUAAAAGGGCAUGAUUAAUUAGGCAUUAAAACUAUUUAAGGCUGUGUAUUUAAUCAUUUGAAAAUUGUAUUUGUUUUUGGUCUGUUUACCAUUGCUUCAGCUGUUUGUACACAAUAAUUAAGCAAUUUUGUGGCAAUGUUGUGAUUGUGCUGGCAAUGUUGUGAUCAUGUUGGCAAUGUUGUGAUCAUAUUUAUGUGGGUGGCUCUGAAUGUCUCAAAUGUGAACCCUCAGUGGCAGUCAAUUCUGCCAGCAUCAUGUUUGAAUUUUAAUAAACAGUUGUAUGAUUACCCUA